Sorex araneus (European shrew) is the source of this 321-nucleotide messenger RNA. RefSeq names its product resistin like beta (gene RETNLB). Gene Ontology annotation, cellular component: extracellular region. The record is from RefSeq and is a predicted model, not a curated record. The transcript has 3 exons. Gene Ontology annotation, molecular function: hormone activity. The coding region runs from base 1 to 321 and encodes 106 amino acids. Lineage: Eukaryota; Metazoa; Chordata; Mammalia; Eulipotyphla; Soricidae.
AUGAAGUCAUUCUUUGGCUUCCUUUUCAUCCUCAUCUUCCUCCAGUCGAUGAUCCCAAAGAGUGCUCAAUUUUCCUUUGACUCCAUUGUGGAUGAAAAGAUAAAGGACGCUCUUGAAGAUUUCAAAUAUCCCAAAGUAAAGCUGUCAUGUACCAGUGUCAGCAGCCGAGGCAGACUGUCCUCUUGUCCUGAAGGAACCAUUGUGACUAGCUGUGCUUGUGGCUUUGGCUGUGGUUCCUGGAAUAUUGAGGGAGAAGACACAUGCCACUGCCAAUGUCCCAGGAUGGAUUGGUCCACUGCCCGCUGCUGUCGUCUGAACUGA